AUGUCCGAAGCAACAGGUUUGACCUUCAACCUUCUUCCAGAUGAGAUCAGGCAAAGCUCCGCCAUCGGCGCGGAAAUCCAACUACCUCCGGGAAUGUCGACACUGAAGUUGGACCAGUUAACUGAUAAUGACAAGAAUGUCCUUCGAAAAGCUCUUUUUGAGAACCAAGUGGUUGUCAUAAGAAACCAAAAAGGCAUUGACCCGACUGUAUUGCCCGAACUUGCUAAGAUUUUCGAUCCCAACGCCUCUGACAUUCACUCCGCCGGAGAAAAAGCCGUGAGCGACCCCAGGAACAUUUUAUCAGCAUACAAAGCAGGCAGGAUCCCCAGAGCUCCGCAGGUUGGAAUCAUUGGCUCUGGCAAGUUCCAAAAUUAUGAGGGCCUGGAAGCGUUGGAGGUCGUCCAUCUUGAUCAUACAUUGUUCCACGAAGAGCCUCUGAGCCAGGAGCAGUUGGAUAAUGGGUACACCCGUCCAUACCGGUGGCACAUGGAUACCCCUUUCUAUGAGCGAUUGCCUGGUGAGGUGACCAUUCUGCACUCAAUUCGCAUUCCAAACGUUCCAGAUCAGAAGAUCAAGUUCCCAGAUGGAAAGGAAAAGUCGAUUGGGGCUGGGGCCACAGCCUUCUUUUCUGGCGCUCGUGUCUUCUCUCUCUUGGACCCCCAGGAGCAGGAAUUUGCCCUCAACACCACAGUCACUUAUGCUCCCCAAGCAUAUGAGUAUAUCCGUCAAUGCAGAGCGUCGGAAGAUGGUUUGACGAUCCCGAGUUUCGGACGAGAGGUACCAGUUGAAAAAUUAUCGCAAUGGGAAUGGGACAAAGUAGCCGAGCAUCCCAUGGUCUGGCGGAACCCUCUCAAUCCCGACCGACCCUUUUUUCAGGUACAUGGGUGCUGCGUUUACAAGCUGACAACGCGAGACCCAGCGACUGGUGAUGUCACUGUCAUGGAUGAUGUGGAAAAGGUCAGACAAGUGGUAUAUAAGAUGCAAAGGAAGAUAUAUGGUGCUGAGAACAUUUAUGCCCACCAUUGGCAAGAGGGUGAUGUAGUCAUUUUCCACAAUCGGGGUGUCAUGCACAGUAUCACUGGCCAAUUGGCCAAAUACAAGGAAGAAGAGGACAAGCGGAGAUUGUUGUGGCAGUGCACAAUGACAAGCACCACUGCCCCCAAGCCCUUCCGGGAAUACGAGGGGGUCAAUGGCACAGGUUAUGUGAGGACGUAA
Penicillium paradoxum is the source of this 1215-nucleotide messenger RNA. Its product is annotated as TauD/TfdA family dioxygenase. Lineage: Eukaryota; Fungi; Ascomycota; Eurotiomycetes; Eurotiales; Aspergillaceae. The transcript is spliced from 4 exons. The coding region runs from base 1 to 1215 and encodes 404 amino acids. Gene Ontology annotation, molecular function: oxidoreductase activity. The record is from RefSeq and is a predicted model, not a curated record.